Messenger RNA from Pollicipes pollicipes, 1023 nucleotides. RefSeq names its product nucleoside diphosphate kinase 6. The record is from RefSeq and is a predicted model, not a curated record. The transcript has 5 exons. Bases 88 to 699 code for a protein of 203 amino acids. Gene Ontology annotation, molecular function: nucleoside diphosphate kinase activity. Gene Ontology annotation, biological process: GTP biosynthetic process; UTP biosynthetic process; CTP biosynthetic process. NCBI's taxonomy places the organism in Eukaryota, Metazoa, Arthropoda, Thecostraca, Pollicipedomorpha, Pollicipedidae.
CUUGGGGCAUUCACCAUGCGCGCAUGACGUUGAGGGGCUGUGGGUUGUGAGUGCUGUUGGGUCUUGUUCUACCCAUGGUGGAGUGGAAUGGCCCCAGCCCAGCUGCAGCUUACACUGGCUAUAUUCAAACCAGAUAUAACUAGGAUCCCACUCUUUGUGGAGGCCGUCCGAGCGAGGCUGCUGCAGAGCGGCUUCCUGCUGCCCCGGAGCCGCCAGCUGACACUGAGCCGGGAGCGGGCCGAGCUGUUCUACGCCGAGCAUCGAGGCCGCUUCUUCCACCGCCGGCUCGUCACAUUCAUGUCAAGCGGGCCAAUCUGGGCGCACGUGCUGGCGCGCGAGGACGCGAUCACCGCCUGGCGCCACCUGAUGGGACCGACCAAGGUGUUCCGGGCGGUGUACGAGCGGCCGGACAGUCUGCGGGCCCGUUACGGCCUGACCGACACCAGGAACGGCCUACACGGCUCAGACUCGCCAGAGUCGGCCGCCCGCGAGAUCGGUUUCUUCUUCCCGGAGUUCGACCAGUCCGGCUGGCUGGCGCAGCGGGAGCCGCAGCUGGAGCGGCGAGUGCGGUCCCGCGUCGACCGCGCGCUCUCGACGUCACCGCGUGACGUCAUCGGCGACGCUCGGCCGGAUGACGUCACUGACAGCAGCUGUUGGCCGGGUGACGUCACCGACAGCAGCUGCCAGCGACGUUUGUGACGUGUAGCCGAUCUCCGGCGCCGCAGCGCUGACGCGAGCCCGCGAAGUUCAUUAGCUGAGGAGUGACGUCAGACAUCGGCUGCGGUGUGACGUCACCCCGCCGAUGAACUCCGAGAGGCGUCUGCACGUGUAAUGGCGUUGUUUAUGCUUUUCAUAGUCAGUUAGUUCUGUUGUAUGUGAUAUAAUGCUAAGUCACCUUUAAAACAAGUCUUUUCAUAGCUUUGGCUUUGGUGGACCUGAAAGUGGCCUUGACUGCUUUUAGAGCUCGCUGCAAUGACACAUCAGAUUUUAUGAAUAAAUGAACGUGUGCACUGUGUGCACGAU